Messenger RNA from Papilio polytes (common Mormon), 1923 nucleotides. It is a transcript of the gene unc-119, whose product is annotated as protein unc-119 homolog. Gene Ontology annotation, molecular function: lipid binding. The transcript is spliced from 3 exons. The record is from RefSeq and is a predicted model, not a curated record. Gene Ontology annotation, biological process: nervous system development; lipoprotein transport; cilium assembly. Gene Ontology annotation, cellular component: cilium. Lineage: Eukaryota; Metazoa; Arthropoda; Insecta; Lepidoptera; Papilionidae. The coding region runs from base 204 to 848 and encodes 214 amino acids.
CUUAACUGUCAAAUAGGAAUUAGCUGUUUUGCCAUGAAUAAUUAAAUAUGAAUUAUUUUAUUUCUAUAAUUCCAAUGCAUUAAUAAAUCGAUAUGAUUUAAUGAAUUUCUUUUGACCCAUUGCAAUUUGCGUGCCUCCUAAUUUCUUUAUUAGCUAACUUAUUUCGUUACAACUAAUCAUAUACUUUGCCCUUGCUCGUAAUAAUGAGCGUAGUUGGAAAGAAGUGCGAAUCAAUAUCGCUUACUGAAACAAACAGAGACGAUUUAAUUCCGAGUGAAAUAACUCCCGACGACGUGUUACGGCUGAAUAAAAUAACAGAUACAUAUUUGUGCAGUCCUGAGGCAAAUAUAUAUGAUAUAGAUUUUACCCGGUUUAAGAUUCGUGAUUUGGAAACUGGUACAGUGUUAUUUGAGAUUGCGAAGCCUCCUACGGAUUUCGGUGUUGAUAAUGAAGGAGCUGAAGACGCUUCAGAGGACGCUCUUGAUCCCAAUGCUGGAAGAUUUGUGAGAUAUCAAUUUACACCACAAUUCCUAAAAUUAAAAACUGUUGGUGCAACAGUUGAAUUCACAGUAGGCGCUCGUCCAGUAAAUCAUUUCAGAAUGAUUGAAAAACAUUUCUUCCGUGAUACAUUGCUGAAGACGUUUGACUUUGAAUUUGGCUUCUGCAUUCCAUUUUCCAGAAACACCUGUGAGCAUAUUUAUGAAUUUCCAACACUGCCACCUGAUCUAGUUGAUGAAAUGAUUGCUGCACCAUUUGAAACUUGCUCAGACAGUUUCUAUUUCGUCGACAAUCAUCUGGUGAUGCAUAAUAAAGCAGAUUAUGCAUACAAUGGAGGAAUUAACAAGUAAAUGUGAUAUUCAGUUUAUUGACUAUUGGCACAGUUUUAUUGUACACAAAAUUUUAUGCAAAUUCAAACACAAAACUGUACGGAAUUUAGUUUACCUAAAUGGGUAGAACUUUUAUUUAGAAGUAAUUUUUGUGUAACAAAUAUUUUGUUUAAUACAUAUAGGCCUUUUUCAUUAUUUUGGUAGCUUAAGGAGAGCUCUGUGUUAUAUAGUGCCCUCCACCACAUUGCUACACUAAGGGCCUGUCCCACCAAAUUGUAACUUGUCUGGUAACAAUCCAAUGUGUAAAAUGUGUGAUGGAAAUAUCAGUUUUUGUUCCCUUAUCUGACAGUAACGUCAUUUUUAAGCUAUCUAAGCCUCUAUCAGCCAGUGAUUGGACACCCCAAAGUGUCAGUCCUAACAAAUUGUAAAUUGUCUGAUAACAAUUAAACAUCUAAAAAUAUGUGAUCGAAAUAUCGGAUUGUUACCUUAUCUGUCAGUUACAUCAUUUUUAAGAUAUCUGAGCCUCUAUCAGCCAGUUGUGGGACAGGACCUAAUUAUUGUAUUUUGUGAAUCAACUCUCGAUCUUCCGAUAUAUUUGAAAACCUAAAUUUAAAAUAUUAAAAACAUUCCAUAUUUGUGAUUUGUGAUACAUUCCAAUUUAUAAUAUUUUAACUUAAGUAAUAAAUGUCCACUCAAGCACUAAUGACUUAAUGUGUUCAAUUUUUACACGAGUGCUAUUUUACACUAUCUUUUAAUAAAAAGCACAAUGUUGAGAGAAAGUUAAAUGUAAUUGUCAUAAUAAUGAAAAGUUGAUUGAUUAAUUCUUAUCAUAUUUCUGUGAUUCAGUUACAUGUCUUUAGAGAAAUGUGACUCUUUCAAACAUAUUGUAAUUUUUUUUUUAUUUAAAUGGCAAUUAUUAACUGCUGUUAUCCCAUUGAUUGUAAGAACUGUGGGUAAUAGACUUUUGUAAUAUUCUUAAACUACCCACAAUAUUUUUUUCCUUUAUUGAUGUUAUUUGCAAGUGUGUGCAUUUUUUUUUAAUAAUGUAAAACUGAAAAAUUCAAUUCAAAUGUUCCACAUUUUAUUUUGUUUGAAU